AUGGGCAGCAAGGAAGAUGCAGGCAAGGGGUGUCCGGCGGCCGGCGGCGUCUCCAGCUUCACCAUUCAGUCCAUCCUGGGCGGGGGCCCCUCCGAGGUGCCACCGGAGCCCGCCGGCUGGCCGGCCAGGAAGCGCAGCCUGUCCGUGUCCUCGGAGGAGGAGGAGCCGGACGACGGCUGGAAGGCACCUGCCUGCUUCUGCCCAGACCCGCACGGCCCCAAGGAGCCGGGCUCCAAGCAUCACCCCCCCAUCCCCUUUCCUUGCCUGGGUACCCCCAAGGGCAGCGGAGGCGCGGGGCCCGCGAGCUCGGAGCGCACGCCUUUCCUCUCUCCUUCGCACCCGGACUUUAAGGAAGAGAAAGAGAGGCUCCUGCCCGCGGGCUCGCCGUCGCCAGGGCCCGAGCGGCCGCGGGACGGCGGCGCCGAGCGGCAGGCGGGCGCCGCCAAGAAGAAGACGCGCACGGUCUUCUCGCGCAGCCAGGUGUACCAGCUCGAGUCCACCUUCGACAUGAAGCGCUACCUGAGCAGCUCGGAGCGCGCCUGCCUCGCCUCCAGCCUGCAGCUCACCGAGACCCAGGUCAAGACUUGGUUCCAGAACCGCCGCAACAAGUGGAAGCGGCAGCUCUCGGCCGAGCUGGAGGCGGCCAACAUGGCGCACGCGUCGGCGCAGACUCUGGUGGGGAUGCCGCUGGUGUUCCGGGACAGCUCGCUGCUGCGGGUGCCGGUGCCGCGCUCGCUCGCCUUCCCGGCGCCGCUCUACUACCCCGGCGGCAACCUCUCGGCCUUACCUCUCUACAACCUCUACAACAAGCUCGACUACUGAGCGGCCGCCGGCCCCGCGCCGCGCUCCCCGGGGCCCCUGCGCGGGGCGGGCUGCGGCCGGAAAUAUUAAGAAAUACACCAUGUGUAUUCGUUAUCUCUUAUUUAUGGCCUCUGCCCUACUUUUCGUUUCGAGCGUUUCGGGUAUUUAUCGGCCUUUUCUCCAGCCACAUCGCCUGCUCUCGCCUCCCCCCCCCCCCCAAAACCAGUACGCUUUGAAAACCAUGUCGGAGGGGAUGUCCUCGGGUGGUGGUGGGAAAGGGGGUUUCGGCCAGAUCGACAGUGACCGGUAGAAAAGAAAUAUCAGAAAAACGCCAACCAAGCCAGGUACACUCCUCACCCCAUAUAGACACCUGUAUGUAGGUACACGCACACGCAGCCGGCCAAGCCAGCGGG
Molecule: messenger RNA, 1214 nt
Organism: Panthera uncia (snow leopard)
Lineage: Eukaryota; Metazoa; Chordata; Mammalia; Carnivora; Felidae
Gene: HMX2
Product: H6 family homeobox 2
Exons: 2
Coding region: 1-822 (273 amino acids)
Biological process (GO): regulation of transcription by RNA polymerase II
Cellular component (GO): nucleus
Molecular function (GO): DNA-binding transcription factor activity, RNA polymerase II-specific; RNA polymerase II transcription regulatory region sequence-specific DNA binding
Source: RefSeq, a predicted model, not a curated record